AUGUCUCCUACUCCUGACCUUGGGGAUAGCCAUGCCCCUAUGAAGCCGCACACAACUUGGAUCAACAUCAUCACUAUACUUGCGGCCGCCACGGCAAGUUUCAACUUUGGCUAUUCCAACAAUGCCAUUGCUGGGACGAUCGCCCAAGCCUCAUUUGUUGAGUACUUCUUGCUGAAGGACCCAACGUCUCGCGUGGGAGGAAUGCUUGGAGCGUUCUUUGGCGGAGGUUUCAUUGGAAGUGUGCUUCAGAGCCCCAUAUCCUCGCGCUUCGGGAGACGACCUUGCAACAUGGCGGCCGCUGUCAUUAUCAUGAUAGCUGGAGCUCUCCAAGCUGGCAGCGUCCACAUCGCAAUGUUCCUCGUUGCUCGUGUCCUCAAUGGAGUCGGAGCUGGUAUCAUCAUCGCGAAUACGCCAGUCUACAUGAGCGAAAUUGCGCCCGCCCAUACUCGCGGUAUUCUGUGGCGUUUGCAAUAUAUCAUUCUGACCGCAGUUGCACUACUCUUGGUGGUGACCAUGUAUUUCAUCCCAGAAAGUCCUCGGUGGCUCAUGGACAAUGGACGAGCAGAUGACGCCUGGGCGGUUCUACAGAAGCUGCACAAGUCAAAGAAAGACCCCACGGCGAAACUUGCACGUAUGGAAUAUAUCCAGAUCAAGGCGCAGAUAGAAGAAGAAAAGUCUUUACCUUCUGGUUACUGGUAUAUCCUGAAAACGCCUCACAUGCGCAAACGAGCCAUCUGUGGAUCCAUUGUUUGGGUCAUGGGCCAAUCGACUGGCAUCGUUGUUAUCGCAAACUUCGCACCACAGCUCUUUGCUGGUCUGGGAUACAGUAACGUACUUCAAUUGGGGCUUUCCGUCGUCUGGGUCACAGUAUGUGCAAUCGGAACUUGGCUCAGUGGUCUUCUCAUCGAACGUCUCGGCCGCGUGAAGCAACUUGCUCUGGGAGGCUAUCUCUGCAGUACUUGCCUCAUCAUCGAGGCAGUCCUCCAGAAAUACUACAUCGGAUCCUCCAACGCAGCAGGUCUCAAAGCGGCCACUGCCAUGUAUUUCAUCUUUGUCUUCAUCUUCGGGCUGUUAAUUGAGUGUCCUGGCUAUACCUACAUCGUUGAAAUCUGGCCAACUCACCUCCGAAGUGAGGGUGCGACGAUCGGCUUUGUCUCCUUCUUCAUAAUGACCAUCGUGUACAACAGCCCAGCGGCGGAAGCCUUUUCAACCAUUGGAUGGCGCUAUUACUUUGUGAUGAUCGCGGUCUGUAUCGUAUCCAACACCUUCCUUCUCUGGUAUUGUCCUGAGACUGCCGGAUUGACCUUGGAAGAAAUUGCAGCUAAAUUUGGAGAUCAUGUGGCUGUGGAGAUCUGUGCUAUCGACGUCAAUAAGCUCGAAUUCGAGAAGACCGGCGAAAAGCGAGUGGAAACUGUCGAAGAGGCGUGA
Fonsecaea monophora is the source of this 1428-nucleotide messenger RNA. RefSeq lists its product as hypothetical. Gene Ontology annotation, molecular function: carbohydrate:proton symporter activity. The transcript is spliced from 7 exons. The record is from RefSeq and is a predicted model, not a curated record. NCBI's taxonomy places the organism in Eukaryota, Fungi, Ascomycota, Eurotiomycetes, Chaetothyriales, Herpotrichiellaceae. Gene Ontology annotation, biological process: carbohydrate transport; transmembrane transport. Gene Ontology annotation, cellular component: membrane. Bases 1 to 1428 code for a protein of 475 amino acids.